AUGUCGAACAAUGCUACAUACGCAGUGACACCGGUGAAAACAACCUCCACAUCAUCCAAAACCACAUUCCAUUUCGUCGCUGGUCUCUGCUCCGGCUUAACCUCCUCCAUCCUUCUACAACCCGCAGAUCUCCUCAAGACCCGCGUACAACAGUCUCAGAAAACCGCUUCUCUCCUACCUACUAUCAAGACGAUUCUCUCCUCUCCUAAUCCCAUCCGCGGUCUAUGGCGUGGUACACUUCCUUCAGCCCUUCGAACGGGCUUUGGCUCAGCUCUAUAUUUCACCAGUCUGAAUGCCUUACGCCAAGGCUUAGCGCAGACGGAGGCUUCCAUGGCCGUCGCCGCAUCAAGCGAUGAUGGAAAAUCUCGUACUUCGUCGUCUGCGCUACCCAAGUUGUCUAACUGGGGCAACCUAGCCACCGGCGCCGUUGCACGGACAGCUGCGGGUUUCGUGAUGAUGCCGGUCACCGUGCUCAAGGUACGCUAUGAAUCCGAUUAUUAUGCGUAUCGCAGUCUCUACAGUGCGGGGCGCGAUAUCGUCCGUACAGAGGGCGUACGGGGCCUAUUUUCAGGAUUCGGGGCGACUGCCGCGCGGGAUGCCCCGUAUGCAGGACUCUAUGUUCUUUUCUACGAGCAAUUGAAACGACGUCUAGCCUCGGUUGCAAGCUCAGAGCAGUCAGAGCAGCCACACAAAUCGGCUUCGUCUUCAUCCAUCAACUUUGUGUCUGGUGGAUUGGCCGCUGGCCUGGCCACGGCGAUCACCAACCCUUUCGAUGCCGUCAAGACCCGUCUGCAGCUCAUGCCUGGCAAGUACGGGAACAUGAUACGUGCUGUCCGGUUGAUGAUCCGCGAGGAUGGCAUCCGAAGUCUCUUUGGCGGUUUGGGGCUUCGCAUUACGAGAAAGGCACUCAGCUCAGCACUUGCCUGGACUGUCUAUGAAGAACUGAUUCUGCGGGCUGAGGCUCACUGGGCUGAAAAGGACAAGAUCAACUUAUGA
Molecule: messenger RNA, 996 nt
Organism: Aspergillus udagawae
Lineage: Eukaryota; Fungi; Ascomycota; Eurotiomycetes; Eurotiales; Aspergillaceae
Product: putative mitochondrial carrier protein
Exons: 2
Coding region: 1-996 (331 amino acids)
Biological process (GO): glycine import into mitochondrion
Cellular component (GO): mitochondrion; mitochondrial inner membrane
Molecular function (GO): glycine transmembrane transporter activity
Source: RefSeq, a predicted model, not a curated record